GUUGCUUGGUAUAAAACGUAUUUUCUCACCAUAAAAGAUUCAGCAAGUUUUUUUUCUUCUUCUUUUUAUCAACAUGGCUGCAAACGCUGCUUCAAAUAUUGCUCAAAAAGUUAUGGGCGAAGUGCCCGUUUCUGUCGCUAACGAGAACAAACAAGCAACUUCCGAUUCAGACAUGCUUGCCUGUUGCUGGGUUGGUAAAGGCAAAGUAGAAUUAAGAAGAGUGCCCAAGCCAGAUAUAACGGAUGAUGAAGAUGUUAUUGUUAAAAUUACUGGUACAACAGUCUGUGGAUCUGAUCUGCACUUGUAUCAUGGAGAACUGAUGCAGCUCAAGGAAGGAGAAGUCCUUGGUCAUGAAUUUAUUGGUACUGUCGAAAAGAUUGGCCACAAUGUGACAAAGGUCAGACCUGGAGAUCGUGUUGUGGCUGCCUUCAACAUUGCUUGUGGUAAAUGUGAGUGGUGCACCAAGGGAUUAUUCACUUCUUGUUCUUGUGCAAACAACAGCUCAGUCAUGGACAAGCUCUAUGGCCAUCGUAUCUCUGGUGUUCUUGGUUAUUCUCAUAUGCUCGGAGGCUUCUCUGGCGGUCAGGCUGAAUAUUGCCGUGUCUUGUUUGGAAACACGAAUCUGCUCAAGAUACCCGACAGUCUUCCUGAUGAAAAAGCUCUCUACUUGUCUGACAUCGUUCCUACCUCUUUUCACUGUGUUUUCGAUUCAGGCGCUAAAGAAGGAGAAGCUAUUGGUGUGUGGGGUCUUGGCCCAAUUGGUCUCUGUGCAUGUCAAUGGCUACGCAAGGUAUUCAAAGCCAGGCGUAUCAUUGCCGUGGACAACGUACCUGAACGUCUUCAGUUGGCCAGGGAUCUCUGGGGCGUAGAAUGCAUCAACUUUGACGUCGAUACGGAUGUUUCUGCUAAGAUCCUCGAGCUUGAACCUAAAGGUUUGGAUCGCUCUCUCGAUUGUGCUGGUUUCCGUUAUUCAAAGGGACUUUUGCACAAGAUCGAGCGUGCUGUUGGCUUGGAAACAGAUACAAGUGAGGUCAUUAAUGAAGCAAUCCGAGCAACAAAGAAGUUUGGUACUGUUGCCUUGAUUGCUGAUUAUGCUGCCUAUACCAAUCAUUUACUGAUUGGUGGUAUUAUGGAGAAAGGUAUCCGUCUUGUGGGUUGUGGUCAGGCACCUAUUCAAAGCUACUGGGAUAAAUGCUUGGAAUACAUGAUCAACGGUGAUUUUGAUCCAUCUGUCAUACUUACGCAUCGAUUCAAAUUGGAAGAUAUUGUGGAAGUAUAUCGUCGUUUCGAUAACAAGGAAAACGGUAUUAUGAAGACGUUUAUUGAAACUCGAUUCAGUCGUCCAGCAAUGCCUGGAUCACCUGGUUUAACUACUGUUCAUCAUACGUGAGCUGAUCUACGUUUAUCAUUGGACUCUUGAUCUAUUCUUUUUGUAUAUUGAGUGUAAAUAAAUAAAAGCAUAUUUAGCCUUCAUUUUCCCGAAA
Messenger RNA from Rhizopus microsporus ATCC 52813, 1484 nucleotides. Its product is annotated as putative zinc-type alcohol dehydrogenase-like protein. The transcript is spliced from 3 exons. The record is from RefSeq and is a predicted model, not a curated record. Lineage: Eukaryota; Fungi; Mucoromycota; Mucoromycetes; Mucorales; Rhizopodaceae. The coding region runs from base 74 to 1390 and encodes 438 amino acids. Gene Ontology annotation, molecular function: oxidoreductase activity; zinc ion binding.